Messenger RNA from Megalops cyprinoides (Indo-Pacific tarpon), 356 nucleotides. Its product is annotated as eotaxin-like. The record is from RefSeq and is a predicted model, not a curated record. Gene Ontology annotation, molecular function: CCR chemokine receptor binding; chemokine activity. The transcript is spliced from 4 exons. Gene Ontology annotation, cellular component: extracellular region. Bases 10 to 306 code for a protein of 98 amino acids. NCBI's taxonomy places the organism in Eukaryota, Metazoa, Chordata, Actinopteri, Elopiformes, Megalopidae. Gene Ontology annotation, biological process: positive regulation of GTPase activity; positive regulation of ERK1 and ERK2 cascade; G protein-coupled receptor signaling pathway.
CCACAGAAGAUGGCCCAGUUUAACCUGUCUACAGUCUGCCUGCUGCUGGUCUUGGCUGUCAGUCUCUUCACUCUGCAAGCAGAGUCAGCCUGUUGCACUAAAUACUCAAGAGCUGAACUUCCAAAGAGCCUCAUUAAGGGAUUCUCAGUCCAGAACAUUGGACUAUGCAACAUCAAUGCAGUUAUUUUCCACACACGAGGAGGCAGAAAGGUGUGUGCUGACCCUGCAAAACCCUGGGUGAUGGACAUGAUCCAGGAGCUGAGAUCCACAGUAGAAAGCAUGUCAAGCCAAACCCAGGGACAGUGAUGUCACUCUUCUUAGACCCUCUGUAGCUGUAGGAGGACCCAACAGCUGAA